UCUAGCCUGUCCAACCCCUUAAGAAUUUUGUAUGUUUCUAUAAGAUCCCCCCUCAAUCUUCUACAUUCUAACGAGUACAAGCCGAGUCUAUCCAGCCUUUCUUCAUAUGAAAGUCCUGACAUCCCAGGAAUCAGUCUGGUGAAUCUUCCCUGUACUCCCUCUACGGCAAGAAUGUCCUUCCUCAGAUUAGGAGACCAAAACUGUACGCAAUGCUCCAGGUGCGGUCUAACCAAGACCCUGUACAACUGCAGUAGAACUUCCCUGCUCCUAUACUCAAAUCCUUUUGCUAAGAAAGGUCCCGACCCAAAACAUCACCUAUUCCUGCUCUCUAGAGAUGCUGCCUGACCAGCUGAGCUACUCCAGUAAUUGCAUCUACCUUCGCUACCAGCAAACAAGUCGGGUGGCAAGACUGCUUCCUUAUACUCAUCUUGUGUGAUGAAUUCACUAAAGCAUCUCACAUUGCUGAUGAUAAGUAGUUGUAUUGCUGAAUUAGUUAAUUAUCCAUGAAUACUUUGGACUUCUGUGGAAGUUAAAUAGACAAAUCACAGCCGGUGGUAGAUCACAUUGUUGUCUAACCAGCCUACAUAUCACUGCCACCUCUUGAGAAACACUGCCACCUGCCACUGGUGCUAUACAGGUAACCGGCACCCAGAAGCUAAGUUGCUCAACUUUACGUUGACGUGAAUCUGAGAAAUGGAUAAGAUGGCGUCUUCUCCCGACAAUAACCACAUCUAUUGUGCAGACAACGCAGGAUUUGAAAUGGAGGAAGAUCUUCCAUCCAAACCUUCAGAUAAAACCUCGGCGUGGACUUCAGACAAGAAAGAAAGUCCCAAGGUUGUAAGGAAAAUAACCGAGACUGCGUCAAGGGUAAAGAAGGCGUACCACGCCCACUCUACGCUAAUCAAACGCAUCAUCCUUGGUCUCUUGGCCGCAGCUUUACUUGCAUUCCUCAUCGCCGCCUGCGUGCUGGAUCUCCAGCGAGCCCUUGCUCUCCUCAUCAUGAUGUGCAUCGUGGCUUUCUUCAUGGUUUACGGGCUGCUGAAGAAGUUGUUCGGGGAACAGAUCCUCCACUUCUUCUCGCCUGCGUGUUCCUUCCUGCAGAGAUACAGCAAAUGGUUCAAAUGGCUGGUUGCCCUGUUGGCGGUGGUGGGACUAGUUGCCUGGCUUGGUGCAGACACGGCAAGAAGACCCAAACAGCUGAUUUCCUUCGGAGGAUUGUGUACGCUCGUCACCUUGCUCUUUAUCUUCUCCGCGAGGCCGCAGGCGGUGUCAUGGAGAGCACUGUUUGUGGGGCUGGGAUUACAAUUUAUUCUCGGCAUCUUCAUCAUCAGGACGGAGCCUGGCUUUCAGGCUUUCAACUGGCUUGGGAUCCAAAUCCAGACUUUCCUGAAUUACACGACUGCAGGAUCCAGUUUCAUCUUCGGAGAUCAGCUGAUCGAUGGCAUUUUCGCAUUUCAGGCGCUGCCGAUUGUUGUCUUCUUCAGCUCCGUGAUGUCCAUACUCUACUAUAUUGGUGCCAUGCAGUGGAUAAUCCUCAAGAUUGCGUGGCUGAUGCAGAUCACUAUGGGCACGUCGGCAACGGAGACUCUGAGCGUCGCUGGCAAUAUCUUUGUGGGACAGACGGAAGCGCCUCUUCUCAUCCGACCCUAUCUGAUGGACAUGACCAAAUCAGAGAUCCACGCUGUGAUGACUGGGGGGUUUGCUACCAUCGCUGGCAGUGUGCUUGGAGCCUACAUCUCCUUCGGGAUUAAUGCGUCCAAUUUGAUAGCGGCAUCCGUGAUGGCAGCGCCCUGCGCUCUCGCUCUUUCCAAACUCAGCUACCCUGAAGUCGAAGAAUCCAAGUUCAAGACUGAGGAAGGAGUGAAACUGGACAGUAGCGGAGAACAGAAUGUUCUAGAAGCUGCAAGUAACGGUGCCUCUGCCUCGGUUGGUUUGGUUGCUAACAUCACCGUGAACCUGCUUGCAUUUUUAGCUAUUCUGAAGUUUUUGAACGCGGCACUCUCUUGGUUUGGAGGUAUGGUGGACUACCCUGAGCUCAGCUUCGAGAAUAUUUGCUCUUAUGUCUUCAUGCCUCUGGCCUUCAUAAUGGGAGCUGAUUGGGAAGACUCGUUCCUCGUUGCCGAGCUGAUUGGAGUCAAACUCUUCCUCAACGAGUUUGUAGCUUACCAGAACCUUUCCCAGUACAGGACCAAACGUCUAGCAGGAGUAUCUGAAUUUAUCAACGGCAAGAAGCAAUGGAUCUCACCUAGAGCCGAAACGAUAUCUACCUACGCUCUCUGUGGCUUUGCAAACUUCUCCUCGAUCGGUAUCAUGCUCGGGGGACUCUCUGCCAUGGCUCCAGACCGUAAGAGUGACUUUGCAGAGAUAAUCAUCAGAGCCCUCAUCACUGGAUUCUUCACUUCGCUGGUGAACGCAUGUGUUGCAGGGAUCCUGUACGUGCCACGGGAGGUUUUAGACUGCAUCAGCUACCUCAAUAGCAGUGACUUCAGCGGGGUCAGCACUGACUUGGAAAGCUGCUGUUCCAGUCUCUACGGGAGCACCAAUAUGACUGGAAAUGGAAACUUUACCUUCGAAGGACAAUGGACAAAUAUCAGUCAGAGUUUCUUGCAUAGCUGCUGCAAUGUCUACAACACCAGUGCACCCUGCCAGCGAUUCUUCUAGUUUUCCUCCCGAUAUUUGUAUAUAUUUUUUUAAUUCACUGUGUCCCGUCAUCGUGUUAGCCUUGGAUGCAGAGAUGGUCCACAUUCCAUUCUCUGCAGAGCAAAGAUUUUGAUGCAUAUACAUGCAAUUGUAAGAGUUGGUGUCACAGGUCUGCUCUUCCUAACACAGUCCUCCUUAACAAUCCCACUUUAACAAACUUGACUGUACUGUAUAUAACAUUAUUUGCCCAUGCCGACCGAAAUGCCCCAUCUACACCAUAGAAACGUAGAAAAUAGGUGCAGGAGUAGGCCAUUCGGCCCUUCGAGUCAGCACCGCCAUUCAACAAUGAUCAUGGCUGAUCAUCCAAAAUCAGUACCCCGUUCCUGCUUUCUUUCCCGUGAUUCCGUUAGCCCGAAGAGCUAAAUCUAACUCUCUCUUGAAAGCUUCCAGUGAAUUGGCCUCCACUGCCUUCCAUGGCAAAGAAUUCCACAUUCACAACUCCCUGGUUGAAAAAGCUUAUCCUCAUCUCACUCAUAAAUGGCUUACACCCUUAUUCUGUGACCCCUGGUUCUGGACUCCCCCAACAUGAGGAACAUUUCUCCUGCAUUGAGCUUGUCCAAUCCCAUAAGAAUUCCAGCUGCACAUGCUUGCAUUUGGCCCAUAUAAUAAACCUUCCUAUCCAUGUACCUGUCUAAGUGUCUUUUAAAUGCAGUUAUAGUACCUGCCUCAACUACAUCCUCUGGCAGCUCGUUCCAUACAUUGUAUAUAGAAGUUGUCCCGCAAGUUUCCUAUUAAAUCAUUCCCCCCUCACCUUCAUCCUCUCUGGUUCCUGAUUCCCUUACUGGAUAAAAGACUCUUUAUUUACUUCUUUAGCCAUUUCUGUUGAUCGCUUCAGAAUAUUAAAUAUGAUCUCCCGAACCCCUUCAGUCUGUGAAUUGUCCCUCAAGCAUUCAGAGAAAAAAUAUGACUUCAAAUUCUAAACCAUUGAAUGGGACCCGCCUCCUUGUCUUUUGUCUCAAGUAUAAAUAACUUAUUAUCCAGCUGCUUAAAUGUGCCCUUACUAUUUUAAGUCUGCUGAAAAUUGUUUAAAUUAUCUGUUCUUUGUGAACAACAAUCGCUGCAAAUAAAUUGAAGCUUAUUUUGAAGAAUUGUGGUGAAUGUUCACAAAGGUUUGUUGGGUAUCAAUGGCUCAAUGUGCAGGAAGGAACCGCAGAUGCUGGUUUAAACCGAAGACAGACACAAAAAUGCUGGAGUAACUCAGCGGGGCAGGAGAAAAGGAAUGGGUGACGUUUUGGGUCGAGACCCUUCUUCAUACUGAGAGUCGGGGAAAGUUAACGAGAG
This is a messenger RNA of Leucoraja erinaceus (little skate), 3981 nucleotides long. It is a transcript of the gene slc28a1, whose product is annotated as solute carrier family 28 member 1. Gene Ontology annotation, biological process: nucleoside transmembrane transport. Bases 694 to 2661 code for a protein of 655 amino acids. The record is from RefSeq and is a predicted model, not a curated record. Gene Ontology annotation, molecular function: nucleoside:sodium symporter activity. The transcript has 18 exons. Gene Ontology annotation, cellular component: membrane. Lineage: Eukaryota; Metazoa; Chordata; Chondrichthyes; Rajiformes; Rajidae.